UUGAACGAAUUCUCGGGUUCCACACUGCAUUUACUUCCGUCAAUAUUUCCAGCACAGCACUGAGAGAGAGAAAAAGACCACAAAGGAACUACUCGGACAUUAAGGUGUUCACCGUGGCUUCGACUCUUCUCGGCUCACAGUCCUGCCUUCCCCAGUUAAUAUGCCUUUCUUGGGCAAAGACUGGAGGUCGCCUGGAUGGAGCUGGACAAAGACAGACCGUGGGUGGAAGAGGAUCGUUUUCUUUGGUCAUGAGCUGGAGGAUAACAACAAAGAUAUAGACCUAAAAGAGCUCUGCAGUGACAACAAUGAGAAUCUGUUUGUUGGAGAAGUGUGUGAGCUCGCCAACACCAAGAGGAAGAAGGAGUUCUACAAUAAUAACACCAAAUCCCAGUUUGUUUUCAGAGAUAAAUGGAUCUACGUGCAGAAAGGAAGCACGAAAGAACGACAUGGCUACUGCACUCUCGGGGAGGUUCUCAACCGAUUAGACUUUUCCAGUGCCAUCCAAGAUUUGCGAAGAUUUAACUAUGUUGCAAAGCUUUUUCAGCUGAUAGCCAGGUCUCAGUUAACAUCUUUGAGUGGAGCUGCCCAAAAAAACUAUUUCAAUAUACUGGAGAAGAUUGUACGAAAAGUCCUUGAGGACAACUAUAAUCCACGCCUUGUUAAGGAGCUUCUGCAGGACCUGAGCUCCACACUCCACAGUCUGACCAUCCAUUUUGGCAGGUGUGUCCUCGUGGGCAACGUGAACAUCUGGUUGUGUCGCCUGGAGACCAUUGUUAAAUGGCAACAGGAGCUCAACAACAUGCAGAUCCCAAAGCAAUUGUACACAGGGAUGUCUUUCAACGACCUGCCGCUGCACAUGCAGAACCAAAUCCUCUGUAAGUUAUCCGACGCCUGUGACAUCAUCAACCUGGGUCAGGCCACGCCUACGUUGCACAUCCUCAGUGAGAAUAUGACGCUCUGGAAGAAACUCUGUCAGUUUCACUUCUCAGACAAACCGUUUUGUAGGAAUUUGGGUCUAACCAGGAGUGACAAUGUGGACUGGAAGCUGAUGUACUUCACCCUGCAGAAGCACUACCCCAUGAAGGAGCAGUACGGCGACACAUUGCACUUCUGCAAACACUGUAGCACCCUCUUCUGGAAGGAUCGCCAUGUGGCUUUGUUCCUCAAGGACUUUGGCCACCCGUGCACCUCCAAUGAUCCGGACAGCUGCCUGAUGCCCAUUUCUCCGCAGCACUUUAUCGACCUCUUCAAAUUUUAAACCUUCCACGUUGUUCUCCAACACAACGUCCGUUACUCUCUUUCUGUGUGUGUGUGUGUGUGUUUUUUUAAACCCCUGGUUGUUGUUUACCCAAA
Molecule: messenger RNA, 1353 nt
Organism: Poecilia latipinna (sailfin molly)
Lineage: Eukaryota; Metazoa; Chordata; Actinopteri; Cyprinodontiformes; Poeciliidae
Gene: fbxo25
Product: F-box protein 25
Exons: 11
Coding region: 161-1258 (365 amino acids)
Biological process (GO): protein ubiquitination
Cellular component (GO): cytoplasm; SCF ubiquitin ligase complex; nucleus
Molecular function (GO): protein binding
Source: RefSeq, a predicted model, not a curated record